Messenger RNA from Magallana angulata, 2947 nucleotides. RefSeq lists its product as uncharacterized. Gene Ontology annotation, molecular function: DNA binding. The transcript has 4 exons. The record is from RefSeq and is a predicted model, not a curated record. Bases 106 to 2817 code for a protein of 903 amino acids. Gene Ontology annotation, cellular component: nucleus. Gene Ontology annotation, biological process: mRNA transcription; DNA recombination; DNA integration. Lineage: Eukaryota; Metazoa; Mollusca; Bivalvia; Ostreida; Ostreidae.
UUUAUUUUAUGUCUGUAUAUUAUCUACUUCGUUUAUCCGUAUUUAUCCGGACGGGUAAGUUCGGGUCGAGCAUGAAUGCUUACGUCAUGAUUGUUUAUAUUUUAGAUGGUUCAGCCGGUAGUUUUAAAGAAGAGACACAGUCUGAAGGGGCUUACGUUGCUACCUGUAAUCAGGAAGGUAAAGGAUGGGCAGUUAGAAAAUGUUAAGGAGUUGGCGAGAAUCAGUGUCGGGAAGCGCACAGAGGCGCUGCAGUUGAGGGAUAUCGCCAAGGCAGUGAUGGAGAUAACGGGAGAACCAAUGGAUGAGUUGUUGGAGUUAGCAGGGAAAGAUAUUCGAGAUUGUGACGCAGCAAAGUUACUGUUGCACUAUUGUGUACUAGCAGCGAAUGAAAGGGGACAGCCCAAAGGGCAGGUGUUGCAGGAUGAUGAAGCGGGUCCGAGUACAUCUGGUGCACCUGCAGAGAGACAGAAUCAGACUGAAGACAAUACUGUGGAGAAUGAGGCCACCCCAGUGAAAAAGAGAAAGACGAUUGAUGACAUGGAAAGGAGACUGCUGAUGCUAGAGAAGUUGGAGAAGGAGGAUGUUUCGAAGGAGGAUAAUGGAGCGUCAGUGUUGAUUAAUGAUAAUCAGGUUACUGCUGAGUUUGACAAGAUGGUAGAAUUUAAUCCCAUGAGAAUAGUUCCUCGUCAGAAGGGAGAAUGGGUGACAAUCAGUGGUGGGACUCCUUCACUUGCAACCCACCGAGUUAGUGCAGAAUCUGUAAUUGAAGGUUCUGAUUUUGAUAUGAACCAGUUGCUGGUAUAUAGUCCAGAUUCAUUUAUUGCAGGACAGUUGAAUAGAAAUGUUUUGGCCUGGGAAUAUGUGUUAGAGAGGAGUGGAGUGAAUGAAGAUAUGAUAUUGAGGGUGAGAAAGUGGCUUACAGAGGGAGUGGAUGUGACAGAGUUUUUUACUCAUUUUAAAGGGAACUUUCGUGGAAAGUCAUUUGAUUCUGAGUUGCCCCCAAGUGCUGUAUUCCCUAACUCUGCUUUAUGUAAAAAGUAUCAUGCUUUUAUUUGUGAUGUUUUGUAUGAAAAGAUAAGGUCAGGUGCUAUAAGAGUGCUUGGUAAAGUCGGUGAGUGUGAGAUGCCCCAUAUUGUGAUGCCAUUGACAAUUGAACCAAGUAAACCAAGACUAUGUCAUGAUGACAGAUUUUUGAACCUCUGGGUGAAGGAUCUUCCCUUUCAGCUGGAGACUUUGAGAGAUGUUCAUAGGCUUGUAGGGUGUAAUGCAUUUCUGAUAACGACAGAUGAAAAAUCUGGAUACGAUCAUGUUAGGUUGUCCAAUGAUUCUCAGGGAUACUUUGGGCUUAUUUUUGGUGGUUAUGUUAUGGUGUAUACGGUAAUUCCUUUUGGGUUCAAGGCAUCGCCUUUUAUAUACCAGACAAUUGGGAUGGUUGUUACGUCAUACCUUCGGAGUCGGUCUAUAAGUACUGUACAAUAUAUUGAUGAUAGGUUGGCUAUCGCGAAUGUCUCUGGUGCUGUGGACCCAUAUGUAGAAGGUUGUAAGGUCGCAUACAUAUUAGUAGAAGUGUUGACAAGGUUGGGUUAUACUUUGGCUUUAAGGAAAUGCUCGUUUGUUCCAUUGACAUGUGUCAAGUUUCUGGGUUUUUUGGUUGAUUCCAAAAAACAAGCUUAUAUUUUGCCAGAGUGCAAGAAGUUGAAAUUUGCUGAUUUGAGAGAAAGUAUUCUUGGUUCAAAAGAACUUACUGUGAAAACUCUUCAGCGAUUUGCUGGUAAAUGUAUAUCAAUGGGCCUUGCAGUUCCUGGUUGUAGGCUGUUUUGUAGGGAGGUUAACUUGGCAAUUUCUAGAGCUGUAAAAAGUAGUAAGCAUGUGUGUUUGACUGAUGAGCUGAGGGAGGAAUUAGAACAUUGGCGUUUUCUAGAUUCUUGGGAAGGUUGUUGUCAGUGGAGAAGUGAGUGUCAUCAGCAGGUUAUGUUGUCUUCAGAUGCAUCCUUGUACAAGUACGGGGCAGUGGUAGAGCAGGGUAGGAAUAGGUAUGAGAUUAGUGAUUUUUGGGAAGAGAAUGAUCAAAGACCUAUUCAUUUAAAGGAGGCAGAUGCUGUUUAUAAGGUGUUAUUGGCUCUUGGAGAGAACAUAGCUAAUUCUAGAGUACAUGUGCUAACAGAUAACAUGGCUGUACUUAGUGUCUGGCAGAACCAGGGGGGAAAGGACAGGGCGUUGAACUGUAUUACAAAAUGUAUUUUUUCUUUGACUUUGAAGUUGAAUUUUGAGUUAAAUUUACAGUUUGUUCCUUCGAAGUUAAAUGAGGCUGAUGCACCUUCGAGACAGAUUAGUUAUGCUGACUCAAUGUUGGAUGGGAAGACUUGGGGUAUAGUGGAAAAAGUAUUUGGUCCCCACACUGUUGAUUUAAUGGCAAGUGAUUCUAAUUCAAUGAAGGCCAAGGGGGGUGGGGUAUUGCGUCAUUUUACACCAUGUCCAAUGCCAUUCACUGCAGGGGUUGAUGUGUUCGCACAAAAUAUUCGAAAGGAGUUGAACCCCUAUGUAUUUCCUCCAUUUGGUAUGGUUUUUCCAGUUUUAUCAUUUUUGAAGGAACAAGAAAUUCCUGUAUGUACAUGCAUUCUUCCAUAUAGACAACCAGUGCCUGUAUGGCAGCCCCUCGUUGAGGAGUGUAAGAUAUCUAGUGUGGUGUUAGGCUGGCAGGGGGAAAAGGGGGUUAUUCGGGUCCCUACAAAGAAGGGAUAUGUUCUUGAUAAUAAGGGGCUGAAAUGGGCAUUGAUUGCUUACAGGUUGACAUUUUCAGAGAAUAAACCUGUUUAAUCUUUUUCAGGUAGGGAGUGUCGAUGUUCAAGUCUUGGAUGAGAGGUUAAAGGAGUUAGAUGCAAGGAGGUCUUCUUCACUGGAUUCAAAGAGGCAGGAUUGUUUGAAAAGGGAAAUUACUGAAUUUCUU